Molecule: messenger RNA, 852 nt
Organism: Adineta steineri
Lineage: Eukaryota; Metazoa; Rotifera; Eurotatoria; Adinetida; Adinetidae
Source: the annotation of a GenBank genome assembly
AUGUAUAUGAUAGAUUAUGUACCUGAGCAAGAACCAUGUAAUACUCUAUGUCAAAAUGGUGGUCAAUGUUUUCUUUCAUCAUUUUGUAUAUGUCCUAAAGGUUUUUCAGGAAGAUAUUGUGAAGUAUCUCUAAAUGAACAGUGUGGAUCAUUUUCAUCUAUGACAAGAAUAGAAAUCGAUUGUAUUCUAUGUGUUUGUUAUAAUGGUUUAUUUAUAUGUGACAUACAACCAAUUGGUCUUUGUCAUCGAAAAUCAAAUGUUGCUUUACCGCGUUCGUUGCGUAUUACUCGUGCACUUCAUAUAAUUCAAAGUCUCAUUGAUAUGCAAAAUGCUUUUACACGUGCGGCAAAUCCAAUUCUUAAAAACGUAAAUGCUACUAUAACAAGUGCACGUCGUGCUGGCGUACCAGUCAUAUUUUCACAACAUGGUCAUCCUGAUCCUGAGAAUGAAGUCAAAACAUCUGUUAUAGUUAAUUGGUGGGGUGCAUCAGGAUCAAUAAAGAAAGGUUCAUUUGAUGCACAACUUCUACCUAAUCUUGAUGUAGCACCGGAUGAAGUUAUACUUGAUGAAAAAACAACGUAUGAUGCAUUCUAUAAAACACGAUUGAAAUCUUUAUUAGAUAAAGAAAAUGUUGAUACUGUCAUUAUAUCUGGUGUUUUAACUCAAUUCUGUUGUGAAACAACAACACGUUCAGCAUUUGUUCAAAACUAUGAUAUUAUCUUUUUAUCGGAUGGUACAGGACCACCCUAUAAACCGACAUUAGAUACAAUAGCACAUGGUUUUGGAAAAGUAAUAACAUGUGCUCAAAUGCGUGAAAGACUUGAUGAAAUUGCUAAAGAUCGAAAUAAAUAA